This is a messenger RNA of Gadus macrocephalus (Pacific cod), 3845 nucleotides long. Its product is annotated as sodium/hydrogen exchanger 3-like. Gene Ontology annotation, biological process: regulation of pH; proton transmembrane transport; sodium ion transport. Gene Ontology annotation, molecular function: sodium:proton antiporter activity. The record is from RefSeq and is a predicted model, not a curated record. The transcript is spliced from 16 exons. NCBI's taxonomy places the organism in Eukaryota, Metazoa, Chordata, Actinopteri, Gadiformes, Gadidae. Bases 546 to 3209 code for a protein of 887 amino acids. Gene Ontology annotation, cellular component: brush border membrane; apical plasma membrane.
UUUCUGGGCAAGAGGGGGGGGGGGAGAGAUGGUGGAAGGAGGUGUCGAGAGGAGAAGAGGGACAGAGGACGUGCCGUACAUCAGAGCUGCUAGACAGAACCAUAAAGCCCGGAGAGAUUUACAUCAUUCGAUGACAUGCUGUUGGAGGAGCCGUGCAAGCCCUUGAGAUCCAUUGAAGCUCUCGAUUCGUCCUGAUCCCACCGGUUCAAGACUCUGACUCAGGACAGCAUCAGGACAGCUCUUGGUCCCACCGGUUCAAGACUCUGACUCAGGACAGCAUCAGGACAGCUCUUGGUCCCACCGGUUCAAGACUCUGACUCAGGACAGCAUCAGGACAGCUCUUGGUCCCACCGGUUCAAGACUCUGACUCAGGACAGCAUCAGGACAGCUCUUGGUCCCACCGGUCCCAGACUCUGACUCUGACCCAGGACAGCCCCAGGACUGCUCUUGGUCCCACCGGUCCCAGACUCUGCCUCUGACCCAGGACAGCCCCCGGAGGGCACGGUGCUGGCUGGAGGUCUGAGGCGCAGAGCCCAGGGCUGAACAUGGCCUCCGCGUCCUGGAGGACCCCCCUCCUCCUCCUCCUGGUCUCCCUCCUGCUGCUCGGCGCGCCGCGUCCGACCCGGAGCCAGGACCUCCGGGCCGGAGCCGAGCCGGUCCUCCGGAACGAAGCGACCCCGGCGACGGGCCACGCGCCCAGCGCGGGGGGAGGGGCGGAGGACGGCCACGGCGGGGAGGCCAACGGCACGGCGGCGCCGGCGCACGGCUGCGGCGAGGGCUCGGAGCACGGGCACGCCGCCCCCAUCACCACCCUGCCCAUCGUCAGCUGGAGGUGGGAGCACGUCCGGGCGCCCUACCUGGUCACCCUCUGGAUCCUGGUCAGCUGGAUCUGCAAGCUCAUCAUCGAGGCCAACCACUCGGUCACCAACUACAUCCCGGAGAGCGCGCUGCUCAUCUGCUUCGGCUUCCUGAUCGGGGGCGUGAUCUGGGCGGCGGACAAGGUGCAGACCUUCACGCUGACGCCCACCGUCUUCUUCUUCUACCUGCUGCCCCAGGUCAUCCUGGACGCCGGCUACACCAUGCCCAACAAGCUGUUCUUCAGCAACCUGGGCGCCAUCCUCGUCUACGCCAUCAUCGGCACCUGCUGGAACGCCGCCUCGGUGGGGCUGUCGCUGUGGGGCUGCCACAUGGGGGGCGCCAUGGGGGACAUUGAGAUUGGCCUGCUGCAGUACCUGCUGUUCGGGAGCCUGAUCGCGGCCGUGGACCCCGUGGCCGUGCUCGCCGUGUUCGAGCAGGUGCACGUCAACGAGGUGCUCUUCAUCAUGGUGUUCGGAGAGUCGCUGCUCAACGACGGGGUCACCGUGGUGCUCUUCAACGUCUUUGAUGGGUUUGUGUCUCUGGGCGGCCCUGCCAUCGACGCUGCAGAGAUUGUCAAAGGAAUAGUGUCGUUCUUCGUGGUGGCCUUCGGUGGCUCCCUCCUGGGCCUGGUGUUCGGGGUCCUGAUCUGCCUGGUGACCCGGGUCACCAAGAACAUCCGGAUCAUCGAGCCGGGCUUCAUCUUCAUCCUGGGAUACCUGUCCUACCUCACGGCCGAGAUGCUGUCCCUCUCCGCCAUCUUGGCCAUCGUGUUCACGGGCAUCGCCUGCCAACGCUACAUCAAGGCCAACAUGGACGAGGCGUCAGUGGCGACCGUCCAGCACGCCAUGAAGGUGCUGGCCAACGGCUCGGAGACCAUCAUCUUCCUCUUCCUCGGCAUCUCCGCCAUCGACAGGGGCAUCUGGGUGUGGAACACGGGCUUCAUCCUGCUCACCCUCCUCUUCAUCUUCGUCUACAGGUUCAUCGGUGUGUUCUUCCUCACCUGGAUCCUGAAUAAGUUCCGCCUGGUUCCCGUGGAGUACAUCGAUCAGGUCAUCAUGAGCUACGGUGGCCUGCGGGGGGCAGUGGCGUACGGCCUGGCCGUGAUGCUGGAGAAGAGCAAGAUAAAGGAGAGGAACCUCAUGAUCUCCACUACGCUCAUCGUGGUGUACUUCACUGUUAUUCUCCAGGGAAUCACCUUGAAGCCAUUGGUCAACUGGCUGAAGGUCAAGAAGGCUGCCAACUCAGAUCUCUCGCUCAUCGAAAAAGUGCAGAAUAAGGUGUUUGACCACAUGCUGGUGGCCGUAGAGGACAUCUCGGGACAGAUAGGCCACAACAACAUGAGGGACAAGUGGAACACCUUUGAGGGGAAGUACCUCUCCUGGUUGCUGAUGAAGCCCUCGGCCCGGAAGGACCGCGACCACCUCUUCAACAUCUUCCACCAGCUCAACCUCAAGGACGCCGUGAGCUACGUGCAGGAGGGCGAGCGACGAGGAUCCCUGGAGUUCAUACGCAACAAGACCGCCGUGGUGGACUUCAAGAAGAAGUUUGACGACGACAUGUCGGACAUGGUGCCAGACAUCAUGGCGAACGCCACCAGCGCCGCGGUUCCCUAUCCCACCAACCUAAGACACGAUAUUCCCUCAGUGAGCUUGGAGAUGGAUCAGGACAUGAAGGGCACGAAUGUCAACUCACACGAACUUCUGCAACAAAACCUCUAUAAAGGAAGGAAACAGCACAGACACAGAUACAGCAGGACUCACUUUGAAAUCAACAAAGACCAGGGCGAGGUCCAGGAGAUCCUCCAGAGAACCAUGCAGACCCGCCUGGAGUCCUUCAAGAAGGCCAAGACCGGAAACAAAAUCAUCAGGGACUCGAAGAAAGAUAACAUGCAGAAGAUGGCGAAUGGAAAAAACACCGAUUGGGAUAGGAGCCGUGCGUAUAGUGAUUCAGAUUUUGACAUCCCGGAGCCCAACGGCGCCUCUGCUGGUCCGAUGCACGGCAACUCGUUCCCCAUGAGAGUGAGCUACAGAGUGGGAGUUGGCGUGGAGAACCCGGCCUUCAUGCCGGACGUGGAGAACCUUGGCGCGCUCCACCCGGCGCCCGCGUGGCUGACCCAGGCUCCACCCGAAGGGGGCUCUGGCGUGGGGGCGGAGCUUAACCAGCCCGUGACCCCCAGGAACCUGCGACGCCUGGCCCCCCUGCAAAUCAGCGCCCAGUGCCCCGGCCCCUUCCAGCUGGACGAGAUCGACCUCCAGAGGAUACAGUCUCCACCACUGCCGCUACCACCACCCCCGCCGCCAUCGUCCCUCCGCCCUCCAUCUCCACCCUCCUAUGAGGGCAGCCAUUUGUAGUGUACACACACACACACAGACACACAGACACAGACACCUUCUAUCCACACGCGGUCUCAGCUGCCAGACACAAUCGUGAGCAACCUCAGACUUUGCACAGCCUGGCUUUUUUUGUAUUGUGAUUUCUCCUUUUUGAUCUUUUGUUUCCCUUAUCCUCUUGCUUUGGUUUUCUCCUUCCUGUCCUGUACGGUCAAAACCUCUGCUUCUUGUUGAUCUAAGAUUGCCUUUAGGUUGCCCUUGAUUGAACACAUAAAAGUUACAGGUUGCACAAGGGACAUGGAAUGGUUCUAUUGAUGUGUUUUUGUCCCUCCAUUGCCAUACAAUCGAUAUACCUGAAUAUCGUUUUUGUCCAAUGCUACCCAUGAAUGUGAGGAUACUUAAUUUAAAGAUUGUAUGUACAUAUAGAUUUUCCUUUGAUAAACACUAAGAAGGUCAAGUAUUUGAUUAAUACGUAAACACUGCUUUAAAAGUAACUUAUGUAACAUAUAUAUAUAUUUAUUCACUUUGUUUGCUCUGUCCACAGUUUAAGAGGUUACUAGUAUGUAGUUAUCAAGUCUAAAGAGAACGUGUGGAAAUGCCUUUGAUCUCAUGUCCUUUUGAAAAUGUGUGUUUAGCAAUAAAAACGAUUUAAAUGCA